GCGCCCGGGCCAUGGCGGCGGCGGCGGCGGGAGCUGCUGUCUGAGCAGCGGCUGCGGACCGAGCGGACUGGGGCCGGGAGCCCGGGCCCGGAGAGAGGCGCUGCGGCAGCGGGGCGCGUUCGGCUGGAGCCGGCCUACCUCUCCUCCUCCUCCCCCGCAGCGGAGCCCCGGUGGGGGUCUGUGCCCGGUCACCAUGACGACGCCGGCGAAUGCCCAGAAUGCCAGCAAAACGUGGGAACUGAGUCUGUACGAGCUCCACCGGACCCCGCAGGAAGCCAUCAUGGAUGGCACAGAGAUCGCGGUUUCCCCUCGGUCACUGCAUUCAGAACUCAUGUGCCCCAUCUGCCUGGACAUGCUGAAGAAUACCAUGACCACCAAGGAGUGCCUCCAUCGAUUCUGCUCUGACUGUAUUGUCACCGCCCUGCGGAGCGGGAACAAGGAGUGCCCCACCUGCCGCAAGAAGCUGGUAUCCAAGCGGUCUCUGCGGCCAGACCCCAACUUUGAUGCCCUGAUCUCUAAGAUCUAUCCCAGCCGGGAGGAAUACGAGGCCCAUCAAGACCGGGUGCUCAUCCGCCUCAGUCGCCUGCACAACCAGCAGGCACUGAGCUCCAGCAUUGAGGAGGGGCUGCGCAUGCAGGCCAUGCACAGGGCCCAGCGUGUGAGGCGGCCGAUGCCUGGGUCAGAUCAGACCACCACGAUGAGUGGGGGGGAAGGAGAGCCUGGGGAGGGAGAGGGGGAUGGAGAGGAUGUGAGCUCAGACUCCGCCCCUGACUCUGCCCCAGGCCCUGCUCCCAAGCGACCCCGUGGCGGGGGCGCGGGCGGGAGCAGUGUAGGGACGGGGGGAGGCGGCGCUGGUGGGGUGGGUGGGGGCGCCGGUUCUGAAGACUCUGGCGACCGAGGAGGGACCUUGGGAGGGGGAACCCUAGGCCCCCCGAGCCCUCCCGGGGCCCCCAGCCCCCCGGAGCCAGGUGGAGAAAUUGAGCUCGUGUUCCGGCCCCACCCCCUGCUCGUGGAGAAGGGAGAAUACUGCCAGACUAGGUAUGUGAAGACAACCGGGAAUGCCACAGUGGACCAUCUUUCCAAGUACUUGGCCCUGCGUAUUGCCCUUGAGCGGAGGCAGCAGCAAGAGGCCGGGGAGCCAGGAGGGCCUGGAGGGGGCGCCUCUGAUGCCGGGGGACCUGAUGGGGGUGGCGGGGAGGGUGGGGGUACCAGAGGUGGUGACGGCCCUGAGGAGCCUGCCUUGCCCAGUCUGGAAGGUGUCAGUGAAAAGCAGUACACCAUCUACAUCGCCCCUGGGGGCGGAGCUUUCACGGUGAGAGCCUCUGAGAGCGGUGCUAUAAGAGGAGAGAGGCGGGGAGGGUGGCCUGGGGCCACACGGAACCAUAGAUUCGGACUUCUAACUGGCCCACCCUCCCCUCUCCCUCUGCGUCGCCCAUCUCUGUCUUUUCUUCUCCCCCCAUCACUCCCUGUGCCCCGGCUUUGCCCCAUCUCUUGCUUCUCUUUUUUCUUUCUUCCUCCCUUGAUCACUUUCUGCCUUAUUCAUAUCCUUUACCACCUUCUCCAACUUUCUUUUUUCUUACCUUGCCUCUCUCUCCCAACCCCUCUGUAGACACUGAAUGGCUCGCUGACCCUGGAACUGGUGAAUGAGAAGUUCUGGAAGGUGUCCCGGCCACUGGAGCUCUGCUAUGCCCCCACCAAGGAUCCAAAGUGACCCCACAAAGGGACAGCCAGAGGAUGGGGACCAUGGGAUGUCCCUUUGUCCUGGCCUACCGCCCCCAGCUUCUUUGUCCCCCAGGGUCCCCCAACCUGGCCAGCCAGCAAGAGGACACAAAUGAGGACAAGUGGCUUUUAUACAAAGUAUCUAUAUCAGAUUCUUCUAUAUUGUACAGAACGGGGCAUGCGCCCCCAUCUACUGCCUUUUCUAUCGCCCCCCCCCCCAACCUCCCAGCUAUCUAAGAUGUUGGGGAAGGUGAAGAACCUUCCCCUUCAUGCCCUCCUACCAACAACAACAAAUUUGCUUCUUUUCCUCUUUGAAACCUGCA
Molecule: messenger RNA, 2042 nt
Organism: Nyctereutes procyonoides (raccoon dog)
Lineage: Eukaryota; Metazoa; Chordata; Mammalia; Carnivora; Canidae
Gene: RING1
Product: ring finger protein 1
Exons: 6
Coding region: 194-1609 (471 amino acids)
Biological process (GO): negative regulation of DNA-templated transcription
Cellular component (GO): ubiquitin ligase complex; PcG protein complex
Molecular function (GO): chromatin binding; ubiquitin protein ligase activity
Source: RefSeq, a predicted model, not a curated record